GUGGGCGGGGCUUUCCUAUCCCGGGUCUGCAAUCCUGAUUCUUCGUUCGUUCGCGAGCGCAGAACGAAGGCUGAGCACGAAUGUAGCCAUAUUCGGCUUCACUGAGAGCCACACCGGCUAGCACCAGCCAGCACCAGCCGGGUUUCUCCCACUUUUUUUGAUAAAGCACCCACACCCAGUUUUGGGGUGCUCAUUUGUGUAGGUUAAAGGUGUCUAAUUCUUCAUUAGGAAGUUUAUUAUUGGAGAUUUCCAGCCGAUCGGAAUGAGCGUCCAGUCAUCCUGAGAUUCGACGGGAGGAAAAGCCCCGACACAUCCCGCAAAGUGGAGAAAGUAACGUUACAGAUUUGUCGGGAUUAAGGCGAAUGGAGCCGACUGGGCCCCGAGACUGAGGAGACGGUGGAAACCAGUGCACAACAGCGGGGUCGAGCCAUCGUUUAUCUGAGCACUAUGUUGGCCACACUUUGCUAGCUGGCUAGCUGGAUGGCUGGCUAGCAGUUGGAGUCUGGGACUUCAGAGCUCCACAGAAAUCAGUCACCUCAUAAAUACGGUUUUCGUUCGUUGCGCUCCAGGCGCGCGAUAAUCUCCGUUAUAUUACAUUUGAACAUCGUUACUUUUAAUCCUUUCUGGAUCUGGGAGUGGUGGUCGGGCCGCAGAUUUGGUAGAAAAUGUCUGCAAAGGUGCGCCUGAAGAAGUUGGAGCAGUUGCUGCUGGAUGGCCAUCACAAGAACGAGAAGUCGCUGAGUGUGGAGACGCUGCUGGAUAUUCUCGUAUGUUUAUACAACGAGUGCAGCAACUCGCCCCUAAAACGGGAAAAGCACGUGACUGAAUUUUUGGAAUGGGUGAAGCCAUUCACAACCACCGUGAAGGAGAUGCGCCUUCACCGAGACGACUUCGAAAUGCUCAAAGUGAUUGGCCGGGGAGCAUUUGGAGAGGUUGCCGUGGUGAAGAUGAAACACACAGAGCGUGUUUACGCCAUGAAGAUCCUCAACAAGUGGGAGAUGCUGAAGAGGGCCGAGACUGCAUGUUUCAGAGAAGAGAGGGAAGUCCUGGUGAAUGGAGACUGCCAGUGGAUCACCACCCUGCAUUAUGCCUUCCAGGAUGACAACUACCUGUACUUGGUGAUGGAUUAUUACGUGGGUGGUGACCUGCUGACUCUGCUUAGUAAGUUUGAGGACCGACUCCCGGAGGACAUGGCCAAGUUCUAUGUGGCGGAGAUGGUGCUUGCUGUCCACUCCAUCCACCAGCAGCGCUAUGUUCACAGGGACAUUAAACCCGACAACGUUCUGCUAGACUUGAACGGUCACAUCCGUCUCGCGGACUUCGGCUCCUGUCUGAAAAUGAUGCAAGAUGGAACGGUCCAGUCUUCAGUGGCUGUUGGCACACCGGACUACAUCUCUCCAGAGAUCCUGCAGGCCAUGGAGGAUGGCAUGGGGAAGUAUGGACCAGAGUGUGACUGGUGGUCUCUAGGGGUCUGCAUGUACGAGAUGCUGUACGGCGAGACACCCUUCUAUGCCGAGUCCUUGGUGGAGACUUACGGAAAGAUCAUGAACCAUGAGGAACGUUUCCAGUUCCCCUCCCACAUCACAGAUGUGUCUGAAGAUGCUAAAGACCUGAUCCAGCGGCUGAUCUGCAGUAGAGAGUGCAGGCUGGGGCAGCAAGGCAUCGAGGAUUUCAAGAAGCACCCGUUUUUUAAAGGCAUCAACUGGGAAAACAUCCGCAACACAGAGGCUCCGUACAUCCCUGACGUGAGCUCUCCGUCGGACACCUCAAACUUUGAUGUGGACGACGAUGUGCUGAAAAACCCGGACAUUGUUCCGCCAGUCUCGCACACUGGUUUCACCGGGCAGCACCUGCCAUUCGUGGGCUUCACCUACACCACUGAGAGCUGCUUCUCAGACCGAGGGAGCUUAAGGAGGGUGGUAUUUACCGACGGAGGUGCUGGGGAAGAUCUCCAAGACGGGGGGUUGCAGGUGGAGGCCUUCGAGAAGAGGAUUCGCUGCCUGGAGCAAGAAAAACAGGAGCUGAGUCGCAAGCUGCAGGAAUCCACUCAGGCGGUUCAGUCUCUUCAUGGCUCUGGGCGCGGAGCUGGCACACUCGGCCGUGAUAAAGAGAUUAAAAAACUCAAUGAGGAAAUCGAUCGACUUAAGAAGAAACUGGCAGACUCUGAUAGGCUGGAGCACCAGCUGGAGGAGGCUGUGACUCUUCGACAGGACUUUGAAAGUUCCUCCACUAAACUUAAGGCCCUGGACAAGCAAGUCCGAGCUCUCAGGCAUGAGAAAGAGGAGAUUCAUAAGCAACUUGUGGAGUCUCUGGACCGCCUUAAGUCUCAGACCAAGGAGCUGAAGGACACCCACCAGCAGAGGAAACUGGCCAUGCAGGAGUUCUCCGAGGUGAAUGAGCGCAUGGCCGAGCUGCGCUCGCAGAAGCAGCGUCUGUCGCGGCAGCUCCGGGACAAGGAGGAGGAGAUGGAGGUGGUUAUGCAGAAGCUCGAUGCCAUGAGGCAGGACAUCCGCAAAACCGAGAAGGCCCGCAAGGAGCUGGAGUCUCAGCUGGAGGACGCGUGUGCCGAAGCCUCUAAGGAGCGUAAGCUCAGAGAGCACAGUGAAGGGUACUCCAAACAACUGGAGAGCGAGUUGGAGACACUCAAGGUGAAGCAGGGAAGCGGUCGUGCGUCAGGCCUCGGGUCAGAGACCCAGCAGGAGCUCACCAAGGUGAAGUCAGAGCUGGAUAAAAAGGUGCUGUCUUUUGAGGAGGAGCUGCUGAGGCGUGAAGCUUCUCACACUACAGAGCUGAAGAACAUGAAGAAGGAGCUUCGUGACUCAGAGAGCCAGCAGAUUUCGCUGCAGAAAGAGCUGAUGGUGCUCAAAGACAAACUGGAAAAGUCCAAGAGAGAGCGGCAAACUGAGAUGGACGAGACCACGGGCACCCUGAAAGAGAAGUAUGAACGUGAACGCCAUCUCCUGACCGAGGAAAACCGCAAACUCACUGCAGAAACAGACAGGCUCUGCACGUUUGUGGACAAGUUGACCGCUCAGAACAGGCAGCUUGAGGAUGAGCUUCAGGAUCUAGCAUCUAAAAAAGAGAGCGUAGCACACUGGGAAGCGCAGAUCGCCGAGAUCAUCCAAUGGGUCAGCGAUGAGAAAGAUGCACGUGGAUACCUUCAGGCUUUGGCCUCCAAGAUGACGGAGGAGUUGGAGUCUCUGCGUAGCUCCAGUCUUGGAUCCAGAACUCUGGAUCCCUUGUGGAAGGUGCGUCGCAGUCAGAAAUUGGACAUGUCUGCCCGUCUGGAACUGCAGUCGGCUUUAGAAGCUGAAAUCCGUGCCAAGCAACUGGUUCAGGAAGAGCUGCGCAAGGUCAAAGCGGCCAACAUCUCUUUUGAGAGCAAACUGAAGGAUACAGAGGCCAAGAACAAAGAGCUGGAAGAACAGAUGGAGAACUUGAAGAAGGAAAUGGAGGAGAGCUGCUCUCGGACGGACAAAGGCCUGAAGCUGCCAGACUUUCAGGACUCCAUCUUCGAGUACUUCAAUACCUCCCCCCUCGCUCAUGACCUGACAUUCAGAUCAAGUUCUAUUGGUGAUAUGGACACCACACCCCAGAAGUCCGAAACCUUCCCAUCGGUGGCUUCAGAACAGGAUGAACCAGUGAAGCCUCUAGCUACCACCCCUGCUGCUCCGUCUCCACUUUAUCAGCCCACUCUCAGUGCACCAAAGCCUAAAGCUCACCAGCUGAGCAUCAAGACCUUCUCCAGCCCGACCCAGUGCACACACUGUACCUCACUGAUGGUGGGUCAGAUCCGACAAGGCUACGCCUGCGAAGUAUGCUCUUUCAUCUGCCACGUGUCGUGUAAAGACAACGCGCCGCAGCUUUGCCCCAUUCCUCCGGAGCAGGCCAAGAGACCUCUGGGUAUUGAUGUGCACAGAGGCAUUGGCACAGCUUACAAAGGCUUUGUCAGGAUCCCAAAGCCCACAGGAGUGAAGAAGGGCUGGCAGAGAGCCUACGCUGUAGUGUGUGACUGUAAACUUUUCCUCUAUGAGGUGCCUGAAGGGAAAUCCACUCAGCCGGUUGUUAUGGCCAGUCAAGUCCUCGACUUGAGGGAUGAGGGCUUUUCUGUAAGCUCUGUGUUGGCCUCUGACGUGAUCCAUGCCAGCCGUAAGGACAUUCCUUGCAUAUUCAGGUUAACAUCAUCCGCUCUGAACUCCCCGAUCCAACCGGUGCCUCUGCUGGUCUUGGCUGAGAGCGAGGCGGAGAAGAGGAAGUGGGUGGGAAUCCUGGAGGGUCUGCAGAACAUCUUGGCCAAGAACCACCUGAAGAACCGUGUGGUUCAUCUCCUGCACGAGGCUUACGACAGCAGCCUUCCCGCCAUCAAAACGACACAAUCAGCUGCCAUCGUAGAUCGAGAGCGAGUCGCCUUGGGGACCGAAGACGGCCUGUUUGUAGUUGAGAUCACCAGAGAUGUCAUCGUUCGUGCCGCCGACUGUAAAAAGGUCUGCCAGAUUGAACUCAUUCCAAAAGAGAAGAUGGUGGCCCUGCUUUGCGGCCGGAGCCGUCAUGUCCACUUAUACCCCUGGGCGGCGUUAGAAGGUGUCGAAGGCACUUUCGAUGCUAAGCUCACAGAUACAAAAGGCUGCCAGUCUCUGACUAUAGGUACCCUACACCCGGGUGGCCCGGCGUGUCUUCUGGCUGGUGUAAAGCGUCAGGUCCAAUGCUACGAAAUCACACGUGCAAAGCCUCACUUUCGCAAACUGUGGGAGGUGCAGGCGCCCGGUGUCGCCCAGUGGCUCAGAAUCGUCCGCGAUCGGCUGUGCGUGGGAUACCCAUCAGGCUUUGCUUUGCUCGCCAUGCAGGGAGAGUCUUCCCCCGUCAGUCUGGUGAGCCCCGCAGACCCCUCGCUAGCGUUUUUGGCCCAACCGCCCAUGGACGCCCUGCACGCUAUGGAAGUAGGGGCCAAUGAAUUUCUGCUGUGCUUCAGUCAGCUGGGAGUGUACGUGGACGCUCAGGGACGGAGGUCUCGAACGCAGGAGCUGAUGUGGCCAGCCAUGCCGCUUGCUUGCAGUUCAAAUUCCAACUACCUGACCGUGUACAGUGAUUAUGGACUAGAUGUGUUUGAUGUCAAAACUACAGAAUGGGUCCAGACCAUUUCUUUAAGAAAGAUUCGACCUCUGAAUGUGGAGGGAAGUCUGAACAUGUUGGGCAACGAGCAGCCCCAUCUUAUCUACUUCAGCAACAACUCCUCAGACGGCUGUGAACUGACCAUCCCCGAGACCUCAGACUACAGCAAGAAAUUGAUGGUGAGGACACGCAGCAAGAGGAAGUUCCUCUUUAAAGUGCCAGAGGAGGAUCGGCUACAGCAGAGAAGGGAGAUGCUGAGGGAUCCUGAGAUGAGAUCAAAGCUGAUCUCCAACCCCACCAACUUCAACCACGUUGCUCACAUGGGCCCGGGUGAUGGAAUGCAGGUCCUCAUGGAUUUACCCCUGCAGAGCGAGACUCCCUCCCCCUCAUCCUCUCGCCAUCACGCCCUGAUCUCCCCUCCGACCAACUUUGAGCACGUCUAUCACAUGAGCCCCGUCUCUGCCGGGCUCUAUCUGCAGAAAGAGCCUUCUUCACAGCAGAGCCUGCUUCAGUUCUCCUCUUCCUCCUCCUCUCCUUCCACAUCCUCCCUGGGAAGGAGUGUGAUGCCUUCCCAGGAUGACCCAUCUGCCGGAAAGCCCCGCCCUCUAUCUAGCAUCUCUCGGCAACAGAAAAGCAAGACCCACAUCACCCGCACUGCCUCAGGAGGAGGAGAUUUUGGAGGAGCGGGGUCGUCUCGCAGUAUUUCUGAUCAAGAUCAAGACUACGAAAGAGAGCCCGACUCUGACUCCACCAAACACUCCACCCCCUCCAACAGCUCCAACCCCAGCAGCCCUCCGAGCCCCAACUCUCCACACCGCAGUCAGCUCACUCUGGACAGCCUGGAUCAAAGCCUGGACGGCUGAGCGAGAACGACGUCCCAUUUCCCGCCCUCCACGCACAUCAGGCACCACAAGUAUCCAUCCGCUCUGCUAGGACUCCUUGUGAAGUGCCAAGACUCUACUGCUCAUCCUCCAUGAGGGCCUAAAGUUUACCCCCUGUUCCUGUUGCCGGGUGGAUGCGGCAGAGAUGACGUAUCACCACGAGUGGAACGCCCUCAUAUUGGUGUGUGCUGCCAGGCGUGGGCAACACAUCCCUGCUAUUCAAAAAACAAAGCCUGCCCCCUGGUGGAGAUGUUGUGGUAUUAUCACUAACAGGGUCAGAUUUAGCAGUAUGAUGGACAUUUUUUUUAUUUUAAAUCUUAAUUUCAUGCCAUGCUCCUGCAAGUUUUUUUUUGUUAAUUACUUUAUUACUUUAGGAAAUGAACAGAUGCAUCUGCUGUGUCAGAAUCGCUCUUGAACCGAUCUGUCGUAGAGGAUUAUUAGCAGAAAAGGAAAAGAGACUUCUUGCGCUGUUUUUAAAUGUAUAUUAUCAAGAAGUUCAACACGCAUAAAGGGGGCGGAAGAGAGAAGCAGAUAAGAAGAACGAACUGUGACAUAUAAUGACAUUCGUAUACAAACCAAGUGUAACAAUUCCUCACUGCUCUUCAGGGACCAGUGAAACGGCUCGCCUCAUCUCAAGAGCAAUAGAUCAGUGACACGAAGACAAUGAUCUGCGUCUGACUUUGUGGGUUUUAAAACAAACCAGAGGGCACUUUUAUUGUUCAAAAUUUUCUCUCUCCAGUUUAGCAUUUUAAACCAGCCUUUAUAAUAUUACAGUUUUAACUUAGAUGUUUCCCUCAAAAAUAUCUAGUCUGUGCGACACUGCUUAUCACCAGGAGGAAAAGAAAGCAACAAAAGGAACAUACUUUACAUAGAGAUAAGUGUUAUAAUAAUAAUAAUAUUGACUAAAAAAGAGAACGGCACACUGCUCAGAUUAUUCAUAGGAUUUCAGUAGUUCCUCUCAAGCUGCUGCUUUGUGUGCUCUAUUUAAUAAGAAAAGUUUAAAAAAAUAUAUGUGAUAAGGUUAUUUCAUCAUAGCCAUGCUCUGAGUCUGGUUUAUGAUGUUUUAUAUACAUCAGCCUCUCAACAUUUCAAUGUUAAAGACUCCUAUCGGGAUGCUGAUAUGAAUUUGUUUGUUGAUACCUGAGGAGGACGUAGGAAAUGUAGGCAUGGCUGGCAUAUCCAUUAUCACUCGCGUGUGCCUUCUGUGCCAACUUUCGUUUCUGUAAUAAACUGUCUGCUCAAGCAUUUCAGUGGUUUUAUUAAGGCUGAUGGUAAUGUAUUAUUUUGUCCCCCGCCCUUCUUAAACACUGUAAGAACCUUGCACACGUUUUAGUUCCAGGAAUUGAUUUUGUGUGAAUGUUUUUUUCCCCCAUACUUCACUUGUCUGCUUCAUCAGAUGAAAGAUUAUCCUCAGAACACUACUGCUUUUACUUUAAAAGAGAAAAAAAUCACAGGUUGAAAUCUUUGUAAUUAUUGACUUGUUAGCCACAUAAAUUUGAACAAACAAUAAACGAGUACCUGUUGUGC
Triplophysa dalaica is the source of this 7517-nucleotide messenger RNA. It is a transcript of the gene cdc42bpb, whose product is annotated as CDC42 binding protein kinase beta (DMPK-like). Gene Ontology annotation, molecular function: ATP binding; protein serine/threonine kinase activity. The transcript has 37 exons. The record is from RefSeq and is a predicted model, not a curated record. Gene Ontology annotation, cellular component: cytoskeleton; cytoplasm. The coding region runs from base 666 to 5972 and encodes 1768 amino acids. Gene Ontology annotation, biological process: actomyosin structure organization; peptidyl-threonine phosphorylation. NCBI's taxonomy places the organism in Eukaryota, Metazoa, Chordata, Actinopteri, Cypriniformes, Nemacheilidae.